AUGACCAAGCGGAUCAAAUGCUUUGAUUAUCUUCACAAAGUCGUUGAGACCAAACAAUCAUGGAAAAAGUUAGAGGAUGAGAAGUCGAGCAAUGAAAACAACGUAAGCAAAUUCAAGACAAACGCUAGGAUUAACAAGUGCGAUAAUGACAUCCUACUUGAGAGCUAUUCUUCUAACAAGUGUUUCAUAACUUUUCCAUCAGCUCAGACAUCGCCAAGGAAUAAGAUCGUGGGUUAUAUGUUUAUUUGUUGCAAUGAAACCAUGGAGAAAGGCAAUAAGAUGCAGUUGUUGUGUUUGACACUAAGUUAUUGUGAUUCUGUCCGGGCAAUUACUCCCGGAAUGCCUCUUUUCAUUUAUAAUGAAACAAUUCGUCAACUUCAUGAAAUUUUUGAAGCAACCAGUUUUGGGGGUUAUAAUAUAGAUUCAACAACCUUGGAAGAUAUCAACUAUAAGAGGACUUCUAGGUUUCCCGCACUGAUGAUGAUUCGUAUUAAAUAG
Messenger RNA from Phalaenopsis equestris, 498 nucleotides. Its product is annotated as B2 protein-like. The record is from RefSeq and is a predicted model, not a curated record. NCBI's taxonomy places the organism in Eukaryota, Viridiplantae, Streptophyta, Magnoliopsida, Asparagales, Orchidaceae. The transcript has a single exon. Gene Ontology annotation, biological process: response to endoplasmic reticulum stress. The coding region runs from base 1 to 498 and encodes 165 amino acids.